Messenger RNA from Pocillopora damicornis (cauliflower coral), 859 nucleotides. RefSeq lists its product as uncharacterized. NCBI's taxonomy places the organism in Eukaryota, Metazoa, Cnidaria, Anthozoa, Scleractinia, Pocilloporidae. The record is from RefSeq and is a predicted model, not a curated record.
AUGCUGAGUUCUUGUAGUCGUGAAGUACCACCUAACCAAAUGAUGAACCUUUUAACUAAGAAGCAAUCUGGGCACAAGACGCUUAAAGAGCGCUUGAAAUCCAAAAAUAAAACUAUCCAGCGCCUGAGAAACAGAGUUGCCUGGCUAGAGUUGCAGUUAACAUUGCACUACACAGAGGAUAAAACUACUAAGGACGAUCGUGAAGAAAUCGUAGUUGAAGAUGAUUGCCUAAAAUGUGAACAACUGAGGAAAAUGCUGAACAAAUCUUUGAAACUGCCUCCGCUUCCAGGGCUACAAAAUCUAGACGAAAACCAAUUUGAUAGCCGAACUGAGACAAAUUCUGUUAUCAGCGAUAAGGAAACAGUAGUGAGCAUUGAUGAAGAUGAUUUUAAACUCACUAUUCAACCGUCCCACAAUUCUCUAUCAAGUGAUCAAAAAGGAAAUGUUGAAAACCUUCCUCAUGAUGAUGACGGCUUCUUUAGAGGGGAUCUUGCCGGUAACACCUGUUGCAUUUUAGUAGUGGUGAUGGCGAUGUUACUUGUUUCUUGGAUCUGAGAAGGAGAAGUGAAACUCUGGUCUUUACUCAUCUUUCGUCACGCUAUUUGUGUUUGAUUGGGUUCUGCUAAGAAGCCUCUGACAGUAUAGAUCUAAAUCGCGUAUAACCUCCAAAAGUAGACCUAUGAAGCUAUGUAAUUUUUAUAAAUAAUUAUCUUUAAAUCCUUCCUUCAGACAAAGGUUGUCACUCCAAACACCAUAGAAGCUUCUUGCUGGCUGCAGUUGUAAUUUGAAUGUAUGGAAGCAUACUGUUUUCAUCCAAAUUGGUGAAGAGCCCAGUAAAAACAUAACAUGUUCGCAGGAA